Messenger RNA from Centropristis striata (black sea bass), 1502 nucleotides. RefSeq names its product doublesex- and mab-3-related transcription factor A1-like. NCBI's taxonomy places the organism in Eukaryota, Metazoa, Chordata, Actinopteri, Perciformes, Serranidae. The transcript is spliced from 2 exons. Gene Ontology annotation, biological process: sex differentiation; regulation of transcription by RNA polymerase II. Gene Ontology annotation, molecular function: RNA polymerase II cis-regulatory region sequence-specific DNA binding; DNA-binding transcription factor activity, RNA polymerase II-specific; protein binding. The record is from RefSeq and is a predicted model, not a curated record. Gene Ontology annotation, cellular component: nucleus. Bases 75 to 1328 code for a protein of 417 amino acids.
AGAGAGUCACUCAGAGAAGGCCACGCCACUUGACUGACUUGAUUAACUUUAUUGGACUUAAAGACUUUGAAGCAAUGGACAGCAGGAUCAGACCGCUUGGCCUGGCCGGGCACACCGCCAACCCUCUCGGUGGCUUGCAGGUGCCCCAUUCCCUCCUGCGCCCUCCGCCUCUCUUCCUCCGGGCUUGUAACCCCGCGCUGGAGAGGGGUUACCCCCGCACCCCGAAGUGCGCCAGAUGCAGAAACCACGGUGUGGUGUCCGCGCUGAAAGGCCACAAACGCUUCUGCCGCUGGAGAGACUGCGUGUGCGCAAAGUGCACUCUGAUCGCGGAGAGGCAGCGGGUGAUGGCCGCGCAGGUGGCACUGAGGAGGCAGCAGGCUCAGGAGGAGAGCGAGGCCCGGGAUCUCCGGCUCAUGUACACCAGCUCAGGGAUCGGUGGGGAAACAGGGAUCCCCCAGGCGUCACCCGUGGGCCCCGGGGUGCCAGCAGCUACCAGCAACACUGCAACAGCUCCAACUUUUGAUGUUUUCGGAGCAGAGAAUCAAAAAGAUGAUGACAAACUGAGCAAGUACAACUUUUAUAACGGAUUCAUGGGUCGACCCCUCUUUGCACCCCACACCGCACGGCUGCCCUCUCCGGUGGACAAAAAUGAUCUGUCCCCAAACAAGGACAACGCCACUUCCUUCAACGAUGGCAGCGCGAGUCCAUCCCCGGUGUUCGACCAGCGCUCAGACCACUUAGAGAGUCCGCAGAGGUCUCUUUCCUCCUCGGAUCCGGAGUCCGGCAGCGAGUCGGAGAAACCGAAUAACUACCGGAGUCUGGACCGAGACCCCACUGAUAUCAUGGCCAAGAUUUUCCCCCAUCAGAAGCGGGACACCCUGGAGACUAUGGUGAGAACGUGCAAAGGCGACAUAGUCAGAUCCAUUGAACUGGUGUUGAGCUCCAAAGAGAACAAAAUCGACUCUGAUAGCUUGUCACUGUCUAGUCACACACACGCUCCCAGGCCUUCUGUUGGACUGCCUGGAGCGCUCGGUGCUCUGGGGAACAAGUCUGCCUUCUCCCCGCUCCACAUGCCACCGACGGCCGCAGGGGGAGACGGUCUGUACGGGCUCAGCCCCCGCCUCGGGGUCAGCCCCUUACGGCUGGCCUAUUCCUCUGCAAACGGUGGCAUGGCAGGUUUUAUGUCACCAUACGUGACGUCCGGACUGAUGCCAGUGUUUCCACUGCGUCCACCCUUGGACUCAUACUCCUUCCCCGGCAUGAUCCGAGACCUCUCUUACCUUCAGAGCAAAGAGUCACUUUACACAAGACUUAACAGUGAAAAAUGACAAAUGAAAAUCUGAAAAAUUAUAUUCUUUAGUUAUUGUACAUUGGUUUUCAGGUUUACGUUUAAGCCACUAUUAGAUAAGGGCCUCAAAGCCAGUUAAAGUGCUGAUGUUGUUUUUGUAUAUGUUGUAAAGAUUGUUUAUUAUUAAUAAAACUAUCAGAAGGUGCCCUUGGUU